Molecule: messenger RNA, 1503 nt
Organism: Pelobates fuscus (common spadefoot toad)
Lineage: Eukaryota; Metazoa; Chordata; Amphibia; Anura; Pelobatidae
Gene: P2RY11
Product: purinergic receptor P2Y11
Exons: 2
Coding region: 101-1033 (310 amino acids)
Biological process (GO): G protein-coupled receptor signaling pathway; calcium-mediated signaling
Cellular component (GO): plasma membrane
Molecular function (GO): G protein-coupled ATP receptor activity; neurotransmitter receptor activity
Source: RefSeq, a predicted model, not a curated record
GUGAGCUUCCUGGGGAUGUAAAGAGGCAGACAGAGAGAGCAUCUGAACUUUUUUGCCAACCAGCAGCAGAGCUAAUUCUGGGUUUCACAUCUGAAGAACAAUGGCUACGAACUGCAAUCAGUCCUUCUCGGACAUCCAGAUAAACUACCUGGGACCGGUGUACGGGGUGGAGUUUGUAUUGGCUCUGUUAGGGAAUGGCUUUGCAAUCUGGCUCCUUGGAGUGUCAAAGGAUCGUCAUGCAGGCAUCAUCUUUUCUCUCAAUCUGGCAGUAAGCGACCUCUUGUACGCAUUGUCAUUGCCUCUACUAGUGGCCUAUUACGUAAUGAAGAAGAACUGGACUUUUGGUGCUGCAUUGUGCAAGAUUGAACGUUUUCUUUUCAACUUUAACCUCUACAGCAGCAUAUUUUUCAUCACUUGUAUUAGUGCUAACCGCUGUUUGGGUAUUGUGUACCCAUUCUAUGCCAGGGGGAGGGUUGAGAGCAAACAUGCAAAGUUUGUUUCUUUGGGUGUAUGGAUCCUGGUAGCAAUAAUCUCUUCGCCAGUAUUUGUCUUCUCAGAAUUGGAGGCCACCUCAAAUGGGCAGGAGUGCAUAGGAACAGCUCGGAGCAUCAAUCUGAGCUCUUACAUGCCAUAUAGCCUUUUUCUGGCUGGGUUUGGUUGUGUUCUUCCGUUUCUUAUUACGUUACUGUCCUACAUUGGAAUUGCACGUGCGGUGUGGAAGAGCCACAGCUUAGAAUCACGGGAGAAGAUGAAAGUCAUCUAUAUGGUGUGUAUAGUCAUUGCUCUUUACUCCAUCUCCUUUCUACCAUAUCACAUUCUGAGAAACCUCAACCUCUACAACCGAAUGAGCAAGCCAGAUUGCCGGUGGUCGCGGCACAUUCAUUCGGCUUUUCAGUUGACCAGAGCUCUUGUGGCCCUGAACCCUUGUAUCCAUCCACUAUUGUAUACUGCUGUGAUGAACAAUGUCAGAGAAAGGUUGGGAUGCUGCCAGAAAAACAAAGUAUCCAAAUCAGAGGAAGACUGCCAUCUCUAAGCCUUUUGCUUACUUUGGGCACUUGGAAUGGCUAAAGUCUUUAUUUAGCUGGACUUUAAAAGGCCAUGGAUGGCACAUGGAAUGAAUGAAAAUAAAUGUGUGAGAAAGUGAUCAAGAAGUAACAGGUGCAGGUUAAAAAAAAAGUUUUGUAAAUGUAUGUAGGUGAUUUAAACAUGAGCAGUUACAACACAGAGGAAAAUAAAAAUGUAAACCUAGUUAGAAACAUGGUUAGUACAUAGGCCAUAUACACAGAAAACAUGAGAUAUAAACAUAUGGAGCUUAGUCUGCCACGGCUAAUAAUCAUCUCAUUUUGAUAAAUCAUAAGCCAGUUGUGAUUAACCUUCUAAAAUGAUCUGUAUGUGCAAACGUUGGAAGGACACCCACCCAAUUUAUGCAACACAGGAAAAAAAAAAUAUCCUUCAUGCUUUGGUGACUCCCAGUAAAAAUAAAUUUGACAGAUUACAGUGGGU